AUGUCUCAUGUUCAGCCCGACGAGCAGGACCUGCUCCAGAAAUACCAGCAAGAGCGUGAAAAACGCAUUGCGGAUACAGCUAUCAUCGACUACAUAGACACGCGAUCAAAAGAAAUUCAAGAUCUUGCUAAGGACCCAUGGGUUGAUUGGAACGACCCAAAGAUUCAGAAUCCUCCCCUCAAGGAUGGAGACAGUGUAAAGUUUCUAGUCAACGGAGCUGGGCACUGUGGUCUCCUCUACGCUUGUCGUUUGGUCGAGGCUAGGUUCAGCGUAAAAGACAUUGUAUGCGUUGAUAUAGCAGCAGUUAACCAGCACAACAGGUACUGGAAUCGGUAUCCUGGGCUCAUGUGCGAUGUCGAAGGUUACAUCUAUCUGCCGCUUCUAGAGGAGACAGGAUAUGUGCCCAAACACAAAUAUUCUUACGGCGCCGAAAUUCGCGGUCAGAAUGAGCGAGCUGCUAAGCACUUUGGCAUCCAGGGCCAGUUUUGUACCAGGAUCGAUUCGCAAAUUUGGGACGACGACAAGAAGGUUUGGGUCGUACAGUUGACACGUACCAUGGAUGCAAAUGCGAAGACUGAGCGAUUGACUGUUUUUGCGGAUUUUGUCAUUGUCGGCGGUGGCGUUCUGAACAUUCCAAAGAUCCCGAAGCUCCCAGGUUGGGAAGAAUUCAGAGCCAAGAAACGUGUAUUUCACUCAGCUCGUUGGGACUAUACUUAUACGGGCGGUACCCAGGAACAGCCAGACUUGGUCAACCUCAAAGACAAGACAGUUGCAAUCAUUGGUACAGGGGCAACUUCGGUGCAGAUCAUACCCGAAUUAGCCAAGUGGGCCAAACACUUGUACGUUGUACAGAGGACACCGUCAUACUGUGGGUAUCGCGGUAACCGCUUGACUGAUGAGGAGCAUUUCAAAGACUUUUCGAAGGAGAAAGGAUGGCAGAGAGCUCGGCAACUCAAUUACAAUGCAUGGGUCAGCAACAGCCCUCAAGGUUACGGGCCAAAUCUUGUGAACGAUGGAUGGACCCAUACUCCAGCUGGCGAAGGUCUUUUGGGCACAACCAGGAAGAUAGUCGAGCCACACGAGACGGAAGCAUACAUACGAGAACUCCAUCAGAUUGACCGGCUGCGUACUGAAGCCUUACGCAAGCGUAUCGACGACGUGGUCAAGGAUAAAGACACAGCCGAGAAGCUAAAGCCAUGGUACGGCAGCUGGUGCAAGCGCCCCACUUUUCACGACGAUUACCUGCCAACAUUCAACCAACCCAACGUCACCUUGGUCGACACCGACGGAAAGGGCUUGCAGGCAUUCACCGAGAAUGGCCUAGUGUAUAACGGUCAGGAGUACAAAAUUGAUGCUCUAGUCCUCGCAACUGGAUUUACUCAAAUUACCAACGGCGAUGUUUCUCAAAAGAUUGAUGCAGUUAUUCAGGGAAGCAAUGGGCAAACAAUGUCCCAGAAAGCGGAGACUAUGAAUAACGCGCCACUUUUUGGCAUUGCCCUUUCAGGCUUUCCAAAUCUCUUCUCUUACUUUGCCCGCGGGGCUGGGGCUUCGUGGAACAUGACAUCCAUAUACGAUAUGAUGGCGAGAUAUCUAGCGUCCACACUCAAGAAGGCACACAUGCAGGUGGAAGACGGGAAAAAGGUGAUCAUUGAAGCCAGUCCAGAAGCUGAAAGCAAAUGGGGUGACGAGCUCGCAAGGAGGGCGCCUUUGUACAGUGCGUUGGCUGCCUGCACGCCCACCUACUUUACUGGGGGAUUUCAAGGUCUCAAAGCUAAGAAAUCACAAAGCAUGGAAGAGUUGGUGAGACAGGCGAGGACGGCGGGACUUGCCGCAGGCCCAGUCGCUUACCAGGAGAAAUUAGAAAGCCUUGCAGCUAGUCCAGAGGUUGAAGGCUUCAAGGUCAGUGUUGCUGCUUAA
Molecule: messenger RNA, 1917 nt
Organism: Bipolaris zeicola 26-R-13
Lineage: Eukaryota; Fungi; Ascomycota; Dothideomycetes; Pleosporales; Pleosporaceae
Exons: 2
Coding region: 1-1917 (638 amino acids)
Source: RefSeq, a predicted model, not a curated record